AAAAUUUUAAGUGAAACCAUGACACUAAAUAUUUUAUAUCCAGAUUGCUAACAUUUUGUUAGAAAAAUGACAAAGCGAAAACAGAUUAGUGGAGAUGCAACAUGGAUGGUGGACAAAGCACGAUCAUAUAUCGCAAAAAACAAUAUCUAUGCAGCUAAGUCAUGGCUACUGACCGCAAAAUCACUGUUUCCUGCUGAUUUCUCUAUACAGUAUGAAGAAUUCAUCAUGGAAAGGAAAGCUGGUAAAGUACAAAAAUGUGGUAAAUUAUUUUAUGACAUGAUGAAUAUAUUUUCCAAACAACAAAUAUUAUGGGAAGAACUGGCAAGGAUAUUCCAUGCUCAAGAUUCCACAAGAGCUCAAAAUGCUGAAAAUAAGUUUUUGAAAGAAAUGUUUGAUUCUCUUCCACAAAGCUAUCAAAAGGAACUCUUAUUGAAGUAUGCUAACCAUCAAAGUGAUUUAAUUAAUAAGUGUCGAAUUUCACUCCUGGUUUUAAAAAGGUUUAAAGGUGCAAUUAGAGAUCAAGCGGUGAAAUUAAUUACAACUUUAAAAGCUGUUGAAGAUAAGGAAUGUCCAAAUAAUCCAUUAAACAUAUACAGAAAAAUGAUAGUCUGUGACAUACUUCCACUUAUUUUAAAAAGUUCUGAAACACAGAUGGUGACACAAGUUCCUAAAAACAAGAGUCAAACGUUAUUUGUCACCGAAGAGCAAUUAAUUUAUUACCUAAACCUGGCCAUGGAGUUUUUUGUUAUAUACGCCAUUGAUAAAUAUUCUAUGAAAAGUGCAAGCAACCAAACUUUGACUUCAGAUAUAGCUGCAUUUGAGUUAGAUGAGACAAUCUCCAGCUGGCAUUUGUUACAUGAAAAUUUGGUGUUGUUUGCUAGCAAAUUGAAUUGGACAAAUGUAAAUAAAUUUAAAGAUAAAGUGGACCCUGCUAAAAAUAGACCUUUAAAGAGUCGUUGGAAGUCAUUGUAUAAUGCAAGAGAUAGCAAGCCAUCGCUGGGUGUUUUUUAUUCAAUGUUGCAAUUACACAUAUACACAGUGUUGGAGUAUUGUUCAUCCAUAAACACAGCUUCUAAUAAAAUUACCAGUCCUCGGGCUGAUCAACCCGAAAAUGAAUUCAUACUAGUUGAGAAUAUUGAUUCUAUGACACAAAAGGAGGAGAGUACACACCAAACCGUUAUCAGAACACCAAAAAAGAAAAAGAAGUCAGAUGAUUCUGGGAAGGAAUCAUCCGACUAUCUUUCAUCAUCAGAAGAUGUUGUUGUUAUCGUUCACCCAGGUUUGAUUGGACAGGUUAGUGAAGGACUUGGUGAAUGUUUACAAGUUGCAAUCGAUGCACAAAACUUUUUAAAAUCAACUUUUUAUACAGAAUAUCGACAGAUUUCCGAAGAUUGGGGAAUAGACAAUUGGAUAUGGAUGACAACAUUUCAUGUUGAUGCAUUAUUGUAUCAGGGAAAAUACAAAGCUGCUAUCGAAAAAAUAUCUGCAAAAGAAAAUCAUAUGUCGGAAGACCUGCAAUUGUGUUCUUUAAAAAGAUCUCUACAGCUGUCAUCUUCUUUAUUUUGCGCUGGUCAAAGAAAGGCUGCAUGUGAGAAAGCUUUACAUACUGUUUCAUUAUUAUCUUCAUCAUCACUUGUCACAUCAAGUGUAGAUCAGAAGAAAGUAACCAAACCGGAAGGGCGCAGUCUGUUAUUGCUAUCAAGCAGUUCGAACGAUAUUCUCACUUAUGCUGUUCAAAUAACAUUCGCUGCUCUCAAGACUCGAUUAUACUGCGAGGACGCACACAGAGAUUCAGUGAUUGGUCAUUUAAUAGUUUUGUCUCAGUUGAUGUGGAAAACGAAUGAAGAUUUCUUUCUACAUUUAAUCAAGUUAAUUCAAGCACAAGAUGGUGGCUUCAAAUACGAGUUGUUCUUUGCCUAUGUUACACAAAUAGAUAUUUUGGAGGAGUUUGCAUUUUUACAUUCUAUUGAUUCGAUUCCAUUAGAAUUAUCACCUAAAGAUUCUUCCAGUAUCAAGAAAAAUAUCACUCGUGGUGUAAACAGGGAUGUGCAGUCAGACUUUAAAUCUUCGAUUGAACGACAAGUGCAACGAAGCAAUGAACCCGUCACGCAAAUUAUUUACGAUUUUUUGCGCAACGAAAAAGAAGCAAUAUUGAGCGCUCUGUAAUAUGUGAUAUAAAAUAUACUUCAAGACGAUGGCUAACUAUAUGCGCUGUGUUGGUCAAAUAUACAGAAAGAUUUAUGUGCAGAACAUUGUGCUAAGAUACAUAAUACGUUGUUAAUGUUUAUAAUAAUUUUAGUGUUUAUGUCUGACCCCAUAGCUGUAGUAAUUUUAACACUUAAAUAGUGAUCGCGUCGCGA
Molecule: messenger RNA, 2360 nt
Organism: Hydractinia symbiolongicarpus
Lineage: Eukaryota; Metazoa; Cnidaria; Hydrozoa; Anthoathecata; Hydractiniidae
Product: integrator complex subunit 10-like
Exons: 21
Coding region: 67-2166 (699 amino acids)
Biological process (GO): snRNA processing
Cellular component (GO): integrator complex
Source: RefSeq, a predicted model, not a curated record